AUGAAAGAUGUUGUCAAAAAGAAUUUAUCUGACUUAUAUUUACUGAGUCAAUUUUCAGCAGAAAGUAAUAUUUCUGUACAAGAUCAACAACAAAUUAAUGUCGAAGACGAAACGGAAUGCGAAGGUCGAGUGAAUUCCGUUUGCUCUAUUGAUGAUCUCGGUUCUGUUGAUGAUGCGGCAGCAAAUGUCAAUUCUCAAUUGGGUUAUGAGAAAACUUCGCAAUUCAACCUCACUUGUCAUGAUUGUCGACAAACUAAAUUGGUUAUUGAAUCGUUACUUCACAGGUUAGACAUUCUAGAGAGCAAAGUAAACUCAAGAUCUCAAGAAAUCUCUUACGAUAAUCUACUCUCCAGCUACAAAAUUAUGAAGGAGGAGCGAGACAGUCUAUUGACAACUUUAAGGUUGUUGAUGAAAGACUUCAAGUCAUCUGAAGAAAAUCAUACUAAUUUUAAUGAAGCUAGUAAACCGAAACAAAAUGGCGAAUCAUCUACCGAAGGCGAAGCGUUAAACGGCAAAACUAAAAUUGCAUCUCGUGAAAGGAAUUUGAGUACUAAAUCUCAAUCACCAACACAUACGAACACAUCAGAAGGCAACAACGGCGUAAGAAGCGAUCGCGAAGUCGAGAAAGGAAUUAAAGCUCACUCAGUACAUACAUCUGGUACAGACAGAACAGGAGGUGAUGUUUUUGUUGUGGGAGACUCCAUGAUCAAAUAUGUACAAGGAAGGAGGCUGUCAAAAAAGCAUAAGGUAACCACUAUAACCUAUCCUGGUGCCACGGUGGCUGACAUGGGUGAUUUUGUUAAAUCUGUCAUUAGAAAAAAUCCCCAAAAAAAUAGUAUUCAUGUUGGCACCAACAACCUCCGACAUGACAAACCAAAACAGUUAAGCAGAAAGAUUGUUGAUUUAGCAUAUAAUAUUAAGAAGGAGCAGCCUACAGUAGAUAUAGCCAUUUCAUCUAUAAUUCAUAGAUCUGAUAAUAUAUCGCUAAACUCCAAGAUCAAUCAAGUGAAUGAUAGCUUAAAACAUCAAUGUUCUAAUUAUAACUUUGAUUUUAUUUGUAAUGACAAUUUAAAGGAGAACAUGCUAAAUGCAGGAGGCCUUCAUUUAAAUCUGAAUGGAACAAUCACUUUAGCUGCUAAUUUUAGAAAAUUUAUAAAUACUGAUUGA
Messenger RNA from Paramuricea clavata, 1167 nucleotides. NCBI's taxonomy places the organism in Eukaryota, Metazoa, Cnidaria, Anthozoa, Malacalcyonacea, Plexauridae. The record is from the annotation of a GenBank genome assembly.